AUGCAACCAGGUGUGCGGGUCUGUGUGCCCACUGCGAGUGUGCUGGGCCUGUUCUGCAGCGGCUGUUGGAGCAAGGUGCUGAGUUUGCCUGGUCGUAGUUUUAGCUGUUUUCCCAGGCAGAUGAGCAGAUGGAACAGUCAGGAGACCCUUGCCCCUCCACCCAGAGAGGAAAAUCCUCGUGUCCUCAUCACUGGUAAAAAAAAAAAAAUUAUUAUCAUUCCUUUGGAAAGAGUUACUAACAACACAACUGCCUUCUUUUAACAUUUAUCCAUUCAGGUAAAGGUGUGUUUUUACACCUAACCCAAACGCUGCACCUGUGAAGCUGCUAUUGUUUUCUACUACUUUCAAAGCCAACUAUUUUGUUCUGUGUCUGCAGAGGAAAUACAAUAGGGGUUGUGUGCCUCCUAUAGAAAACUUCUCGUGGAGUUUGUAGAAUAACCCUCCCCCUUCUAAGCAGAUAAAAUGUUAACAUCAAACAAACUAGUGUUUAUAUUAAAGAUUCAUUGUGUUGUGUUAACGGUGUUAGUGGAAUACUAUGGAAUAUGGCGUGUUUUGUUUUUCUUUUUGAGUUGUUUUCACUCUGCACCAACAGCAGGACCCCAUUUAGUCACAUCACAAUAGGGUACACACACACAGACAGUGCUUGUGAUUUUAAAGAGCCAAUAGGUGACGUGGAGAGAAUAAUAGCCCACUGUCACUGUUUGUCCCAUGAUUAAGCUUUUGGAAAGACAAAGAGCUGAAGGACAGUGUACCCAAACAUUGGUCAUUUCAUUUUCAUUCUAAACUCUAAACAUAAUCUUGUAUGUAUGCAUGUAUGUAUGUGCUGACUAACUAUUAAACUUUUUCUCUGCAGGUGGUCUAGGACAGUUAGGUGUAGGACUCGCACAGAUGCUGAGGUUUGAUAUGCACAAAUUCUUAAGACAUUUAAGUCUAUCAAAGGAUCAGAAAUCUGUUAUCACCAUUUCUAUGUCAUUGUCUAGGAAACAGUUUGGAAGAGAGAAUGUAAUCCUGUCAGACAUUAAGAAGCCUCCACCCCACGUUCUCAGCAGUGGUAUGCAAAAAUGCUGUUAAGUUUUUCUUUUAUGCUUUUCUUUUUCCUUUUUCUUCUUUCUUUUCUUUUUUCUUUUUAAACAGCUCCCUUUUUAAACAAUGAAAAUGUGAAAUAAUGCACUUUAUAUCGUUUUUGAAUUUGAAUUUGUUUUGCUGUAAAAGUUUUCAUUUUUUAUCUGAAUCUUUUUAAUUAACUGUGCAACCAAUUGACUGUACCUUCUUGGGUUAUUUAUAAAGACGCCUUGACCCUCAGACUUCAUCUUUUUCCAUUAGGUCCAUUUGUAUACGCUGAUGUGUUGGACUACAAACACCUCAGAGAACUGGUUGUAAAUCACCGUAUCACUUGGCUAGUCCACUAUAGUGCUCUGCUCAGCGCCGUGGGCGAGGCUAAUGUGGCUUUGGCUCGCAAGAUCAACAUUACAGGUUGGCUAAAUACAAACCUUAUUUACAUGAAUUGCCUUUAAAUGGGGGGGUAUUAUUUUAUUUUUGGAUCUCCUGUUGUGUAUCUAGGUCUCCAUAAUGUGCUGGACUUGGCCCUAGAGAACUGCCUGCGCCUCUUUGUCCCCAGCACCAUUGGAGCAUUUGGUCCCUCUUCUCCUCGUGACCCAGCUCCUGACCUCUGUGUCCAAAGACCUCGGACCAUCUAUGGUGUGUCAAAAGUACACGGAGAGCUGAUGGGGGAGGUGGGUCAAUCUGGAAAUGGUCUAUGACAGAAAAAUAUACAUGCACCUUGGGAAACAUGGUUUCAUCUCAAUAUUUUCUGCCUCAUUUUCUUUAGUAUCUUCAUCAUAAAUAUGGUCUGGACUUCCGCUGCCUACGUUACCCAGGUGUUAUAUCAGUUAACACAUCUCCUGGAGGGGGUACAACAGGUAGUGCAUCAAUUAAUAUCUUCACGUCACACAAACUCAUUAGCGACUAGACAACAUGAUUUAAGCUUGCCAUGCCUCUAUCUUCCUAGACUAUGCAGUGCAGAUCUUCCAUGAUGCUCUCAGUACAGGUCAUCAUGAGUGCUAUCUGCGUCCUGACACCCGUCUUCCUAUGAUGCAUAUCUCUGACUGCCACCGUGCUACAGUAGAGUUCAUGCAGGCCCCAGAAUGCCAACUGUCUUUGCGGACAUAUAACAUUGCCGCAAUGAGCUUCACUCCAGAAGAGGUGGCCCAAGAAAUCCGCAAGCACCUCCCUCACCUCAAGGUUACCUACAAUCCUGACUCUGUGCGCCAGACCAUUGGUAUGACUAAACACAAUUAGUAUACCAAUAUAUGUUAAUUACGUAUGUGUGGGAUAUUAUAUCUUUUUCAUAUACAGUCAAUUUAAAAAUAGAAGUACCUGUCAAAAUUUGGGAUACAGGCAAAAAAAAUCCCUCUUUAAAACCUAGGUUGAUUGAAAAUGGAGGUUUAAGUUGAUCUUUUCAUGUAUUACACUAUAUAACCACUGAGAGAUCAUAAAAGCAUGCGAUGGUUUGUGAUUGUCUUGUGUGGCAAAAAGCAAUAUUGUUGUUUCACCGCUUUAGAAUUUUUCACUUCGGUUUCAUUUUCAGACAUUUUCAGCAAAAUUAACAUAAGUAAGACUGUAGAGACGAAACGUUUUUAAAGUUUUUAUAUGGAAAACAUUUUGUUUUGUUUGGAAGUCUUUUUAUGAUUAGUAUUGCUAUUUUUGAUAAACGUUAUUGAAUAAAAGUCAUGUGAUCAUCUCGUUUGUCACUUUACAGCAGACAGUUGGCCUGUGAGGUUUGAUGACUCAAACGCUCGGAGAGACUGGGGUUGGGCACCAGCGUUCGGGCUUGAGGAGCUGGUGGCGGACAUGCUGCGCUCCAUUCGAGACAUGAGGACCAAUGAGGGUUUACCAGUUAGCUAG
Molecule: messenger RNA, 2904 nt
Organism: Xyrichtys novacula (pearly razorfish)
Lineage: Eukaryota; Metazoa; Chordata; Actinopteri; Labriformes; Labridae
Source: the annotation of a GenBank genome assembly